ACCUAUUUUGUGAGUUGUGUUUUUGUUGUUUUUUUUCUAAUCAUCAAGUUUUCCUCUACCGAGCUCUACUACGGCUCAGGGUUUUACAAUUCAUGCGCACUUGUCGACUUAACUACCAUAGUGAUUUUCAGGUUUCUUAUUUUCGUUAAUCUUUUCGGUCUCGCGUUCCCCGACGUCAGCCGUACGUUUUAAAUUCCGACCGCCCUAAACGAACCACCGAAGACGUUCUGCAGUUUUGCUUCGACGUCAAACAUACUGUCCACCGGUCGUUCAUUUGUCACCGCCGUUCUUUUCUCGUGUAUUUGUUUGUGAGUGUGUGUGACGUGUGAGUGUACCAUACUACCUUGUGCGGUGUGCCCCGCGACGUUUUGCAGCGUUCUCGCGAGCGUGUGUGUGUGUGUGUGUGUCUCUUUCUUGCGUUUGUGUGCGUGUUCCUUUGAGGUGCGCGCCCGCGCGUGUGUUCCAACUCAUAUCGGCAAUUGGCUAUCGGCGCUAUCGCCUAACGCUUAACAGCGGCUUAGCAAGUAGCAACUCGAAUAAUAUCAGCUCCAGCCACCAUCGACGCCGCCUUCUCCGGUUCAUUGUUGCCUGCGAACAGACUUGACGACAGCUCCACCACCGUCUUGAUACCGUUUGUCCCGAGCAUCAAAUCAUGUCGUCCAAGAUCGAACAGAUUCUAUUAAUCGAGCCGCCGCACGAGCUCAAAUUCAAAGGUCCGUUUACUGAACCAGUUCAAACAAUAAUGUCUUUGAAAAAUUCAAGUGAUAAAAAAGUUGCUUUCAAAAUAAAAACUACUGCGCCCAAGCGUUAUUGUGUCAGACCAAACUGUGGUGAACUUGCUCCUAAAGAAAAGGCAGAAAUUUCAGUAAUAUUGCAACCAUUCGACUAUGAUGCCAAUGAAAGAAAUAAACACAAGUUUUUGGUACAGACUGUUGUUAUCGAUCCUGUUGCUGACUAUGGUGAAGAUGGCAAAACUUUUCAGUGGAGAGAUGUUGAUGAAGGUAGAAUAAUGGAUUCUAAAUUAAAAUGCUCGUUCGAAAUGCCUACAGUCGAACAGUUAUUAGAAUCUAAAAACAUUCAUGAUGAUAGCACAGCUGUAUUAGAAACAAACACUGAAACAGAACUACAAAAAGCAACCACUGAAGUAAAAGAAUUACGUGAGGAAGAGACAAUCUUAAGACAAGAAAAUAUGAAAUUGAAAGAAGAACUAUUGCAGCUUCAAUAUGAAAUCAAAAACCAGCAAUCUCUAAAACGUUCUGUUGGUGGUAGUCAGCAUUUGGAUAUGCAAAACAGAAAUGCCAAUAUAGCUCUGAUGGUUGGCAUGGCGAUAGUAGUUGCAUUGUUGGGUAUUAUUGCUGGAAAAUAUUUAUUUUAGUAAGAUAUUUUAAUUUUACGUUUGAAAAAGAAAACAUUUAAAUUUGAAAAUAAAUAUAUAAUAUUAAUUUAUAAAAUGAAAGCAAAAAGUUGUAUUUUUAAUUUAUAAUGCAAAUUCUUUGUGCAUAGUCCUAUCUGUUAAGGUUCAUAAACCAUAUUAUAUAUAU
Messenger RNA from Diuraphis noxia (Russian wheat aphid), 1541 nucleotides. It is a transcript of the gene Vap33, whose product is annotated as VAMP-associated protein 33kDa. Gene Ontology annotation, cellular component: plasma membrane; endoplasmic reticulum membrane. Gene Ontology annotation, biological process: endoplasmic reticulum membrane organization. NCBI's taxonomy places the organism in Eukaryota, Metazoa, Arthropoda, Insecta, Hemiptera, Aphididae. The record is from RefSeq and is a predicted model, not a curated record. Gene Ontology annotation, molecular function: FFAT motif binding.